AUGAAUGGAAAAGCGUUCCUGUAUCCGUUUAUCAAAAACAAACCAAACAGCUCUAUUGAAUUUGAUGCUACAGUGAAACUAAUAUGUGAAAUAUCAGAUAAAGGCUACAGUCUUGCUUGGUUUAAAGGAAGUUCCACAGGUGGCAAACCCAAAGAGAUUGCCAGUGACAACCUAAAUUUUCGUGAGAAAGGAAGAUUGACACGAUCUUUGACCAUAAAUAAAUUCGGCAAAAGUGAAAGCGGUCUGUACAUAUGUGUUGCUGAAAGGUCUCUUGUGAAAUGGACUGCUGAAGACAGUGUUUUUCUCGCGAGCAAAGAGUAUGUCAAACCAACAUUCGUUAUAAGUAAUGUAACAUCAAACGUGGUAACACUGGAAGAAGGAGAAUCAUGGAAUAUGACAAUUAUGGCCAUCGGAUAUCCUAAACCUCGUGUUAAAUGCGAACUUCACAGUGUUAAGAGUGAUGCAGACGUCAAUGACAUUGUAAAUAAUUCAAAAGAUCAUUUUCCAGAUAUUUAUAUCUCCAAUGUGAAAUAUUCACUUCACGAUGGUAUAAGGAUUCAUUGCGUGGCUGAGAACAUGAACGGAAAAGCUACUGCGAAUUUUUCGCUUAACAUUUUGGUGAAACCAAAAAUCAACGUUCAUGAGCCAUCCCGAAAUAAGAUGAUAAGCGUAAAAGAAAACUCGCCUUUGAAUCUGGUGUGCAAGGUGGAUGAAGGAAAUCCAUCACCUACCAUUCGGUGGAAAUACAGAAACGAGAAGCAUGGAUGGAGUGACGUUACUGCACGCCUCAGGACUGCCAUUAUUGUACGCAAAAACACAUUGCGCGUGAAAGGGCAAAUGGUUUACAAGAUGCUGUAUAAAUGUGUGGCAAACAACAGUUUAGGAGUUGAUGCAUUCACUUGGGAUGUUUUGAACGAAACAAACAGAGAAGCACUUUAUCUAACAAGUGGUGGUAAAUCGUUGUCAGAAUCGUACUUGAUUGUUAUUAUCGUCGUUUCCUGUAUCGUCGCUUUGCUCAUCUUGUGCUUCGGCGCCAUUCUCUACAGAAGAAAGAAAAUGCUUGGUGGCUUUUACCUCUGCACGAUGCCGCAUUACAGAGAUUACAUCCAGAUACUCGAUCAAGGUAAAUUUAUCCACGAGCAAACAAACAAGUUGCCAUACUUGUCAGAGUGGGAGUUUCCAAGAGAGAAUAUCCUUUUAGAAAACGAAUUAGGUUCUGGCGCUUUCGGUGUUGUGUACUUCGCUCGUGCGGUUGGGAUGGCACAAUUUCAGAAGCAAAGAAAUGCAUUAAGAGAUGCCCCACGCAAACACCGCUUUUCACUUAGACGUGUUAAGAAACCAAGUUUUUCUGUCAGUAUAAACGAUGGCGAUGUUGUCGACACCGCAGUCAAGACACUCAAAGGCAAUUACACACAAACGGAACUUUCUGAUCUUAUAUCUGAAAUAAAAAUUCUAAUUCACGUUGGUGAACAUGAAAAUGUACUUCGGAUACUUGGUGCAUCUACCAAAGUUGAUACAGAUCUUGCACCUCUCAUUAUCCUGGAAUAUUGUCCUCAUGGGAAUCUCAAGGAAUUUCUCAGAACAAGACGGGAUAUUUACGAACCAGAAUGGAAGGACUCGAUUGACAAUGGCCAACUUACUGUCAUAAAUAUUGCAAAUUUUGCUCUACAUAUCGCCAAAGGAAUGGAAUAUUUACUUUCUAGAAAGUGCAUUCACCGCGACUUAGCAGCCCGCAAUGUGUUGAUAAGCCAGGAGUAUAUUGCCAAGAUUUCAGAUUUCGGUUUGGCACGCGAUGUGUACUAUGACCUGGAAUAUGUGAAGAAAACUUCGGGGUUACUUCCUAUCAAAUGGAUGGCUAUUGAAGCGAUACAAGAUCGUGUAUUUAACGAGAAAACUGACGUGUGGUCUUAUGGCAUUGUCUUGUGGGAAAUGUUCACUCUAGGUGGAACACCGUAUCCAAACCUUGAUCCUGCGUCAGUUCUUCAAACUUUGUUAGACGAAAAAAGAAUGGAACCUCCAAUGCACUGUCCUCAAGAAAUAACAAAUAUUAUGUCAAGCUGCUGGUACAAAAGUCCUUUGAAACGACCAACAUUUUCAGAGUUAGUUUGUCAACUACAAAAGUUGUGUGGAGUUCCAAAAUCAGGCCAAUUAGAGGUUCAUUAUCAGAAUGCUCCAUGAGAAAAAUUGAAGUCCCCCGAGAGAUGGAAGGCGAAUCGCAGUAGGCGAGCUAGUGUUGUAGUGAAGAGCAUUGUGUAACUUUGGGUUGUUAUGCAGGGUAUAAAUCUCGCUUUUUCUUGUAGAGUCAUUUGAAGAUACUAGUUGAAAGUAAAAUAUAUAUACAGUCGUUAUCAUUAAGGUUGUCACCUGGAA
Messenger RNA from Dendronephthya gigantea, 2370 nucleotides. RefSeq names its product fibroblast growth factor receptor 1-like. The record is from RefSeq and is a predicted model, not a curated record. Gene Ontology annotation, molecular function: transmembrane receptor protein tyrosine kinase activity; ATP binding. The transcript has 14 exons. NCBI's taxonomy places the organism in Eukaryota, Metazoa, Cnidaria, Anthozoa, Malacalcyonacea, Nephtheidae. Gene Ontology annotation, biological process: positive regulation of kinase activity; multicellular organism development; cell surface receptor protein tyrosine kinase signaling pathway. Gene Ontology annotation, cellular component: signaling receptor complex. Bases 1 to 2178 code for a protein of 725 amino acids.